Molecule: messenger RNA, 2825 nt
Organism: Sebastes umbrosus (honeycomb rockfish)
Lineage: Eukaryota; Metazoa; Chordata; Actinopteri; Perciformes; Sebastidae
Product: butyrophilin subfamily 1 member A1-like
Exons: 7
Coding region: 87-2501 (804 amino acids)
Source: RefSeq, a predicted model, not a curated record
AGUAGAUAAGGCUGAGCAGGUGCCGUAUACUGUAUUUGUUUGAUUUAAAGACUUUGGACCCAGUGCAGCUCGCCGACUGAGAAAACAUGCAAAAGCUCUGCAUCAUGCCUGACCAGAUGGCCAGACUGUCCUGUAAAUCUCAACUCAGCUCUUUGAUUUUCCAUCACGCUGUUGCCUUCCUUCUCCUAACACACUCCCACGGAGGUCAGUCUCAGGCGACUGGUCAACCUCAGCCAAUAGUGGCAAUGGUCGGUGAUGACAUCACUUUGCCAUGCCACGUGAAACCUGCCACGGAUGCCGUUCACCAGAUGCUGGAGUGGUCGAGACCUGACCUGAACCCCAGAUUUGUCCAUUUGAGGCGGUUCGGCGAAGACCAACUGGUUGAUCAGAAUCCAUCCUACAAAGGAAGAACAUCGGCGUCCAUCGACAGACUGAAACAGGGAGACAUGUCACUGACGCUGUCCAAAGUGAAACUCUCUGAUGAGGGAACGUACAGAUGCUUCAGUCCAGGGUUAGAAACAGACUCUAGUGUUCAGCUCGUUGUCGUACCAGUAUCAGUCACCACCAUCGAGAUAACCAAAGUCAGCAGUGGAGUGUUGCAGUGUGAGUCUGAAGGCUGGUAUGCAGAGCCUGAGGUGUUGUGGCUGGACGGUGAGGGAAACCUCCUCUCUGCAGGACCUCCAGAGACAGUCAGAGGUCCUGAUGACCUCUACAAUGUCAGCAGCAGAGUGACUGUGGAGAAGAGACACAGCAACAGCUUCACCUGUAGAGUCCAACAGAAGAACAUCAACCAGACCAGAGAGACACACAUCCAGGUUCCAGAUGAUUUCUUCACGGAUUCGUCUGGUUCUAACUCUUCUGCUUCUACCAUUGGUUUGGUUGUCGGCAUCUUGUUUAUUCUUGUGGUCGCCUUCGUUGUGUGGAAAUGGAGACAAAACAAAACCAAGAACAAGAAGCACCUUGUGGAUGAAGAAACAUCGGGAGGAGAAGAGAGGAAGAGCAACUCUAUAAAUAAUGAUUCAGAACAGGAGGCUCUGAUAGAAAGAGAAACAGACAGCAGAGAGAAACUCACAGUAGAGACAGAGACAAUGAAGAAUCAGGUCAAGAUGGAAGAAGAAAACAGCGCUGAAUGUUUAAGUGAAGAAACAGGACGUUCAUGUCAAAUAGAGGAGGAAACACACCAGGAGAAAGCGGAAGGAGAAAUUAACAAUACUCCAGCAGAGGGAGAAACACAACCAGAGGAAACAAAGUCUAUACAUACUGAAAGAGCAGCUCCAGGUCCAGCAGAGAGAGGAACACAACCAGAGGAAACAAAGUCUAUAAAUACUGAAACAUCAGCUCCAGGUCCAGCAGAGAGAGGAUCACAACCGGAGCAGCCAGAGCAACCAAAUACUGAAAGAGCAGCUGAGGGUCAGAUGGAUGGAGAUGGACAACAACAACAGGUUAGGUCAGAAGGAAAGGCAAAGAAUGAUUCGGACAACAGGGAUGACAAUGCCAAGUCAAUAAGUGAAGAAACACCAGCUCCAGGUCCAGCAGAGAGAGGAACACAACCAGAGAAACCAAAUACUGUAAAUAUUGAAAGAGCAGCUGAGGGUCAGAUGGAUGGAGAUGGAAAACAACAACAACAACAGGUCAGGACAGGAGGAGACGCAAAUGAUGAUUCGGACAACAGGGAUGACAAUGCCAAGUCAAUAAGUGAAGAAAUACCAGCUCUAGGUCCAACAGAUGGAGGAACACAACCAGAGCAACCAGAUACUGAAAGAGCAGCUGACGAUCUGAUGGAUGGAGAUGGACAACAACAACAUGUCAUGACAGGAGAAGAAGCAAAGAAUGACAUGGACAACAAAGAGGAAGAUAACAAGUCAACAAGUAUAGAAACUCCAGGUCAGGAUUCAACUGAUGGAGAAAAUAAUGAUUUGGACCAGACAGGAGGACAGACGGUGAAGAUUGACCCCACUCUAUGUCCAACAGAGAGAGAAGGACACACAGAUAAUAAUAGAGACAGGAAAGAUGGAGUGGACAACACAACACCUCUGUCUCCAGCGGAUGGACCAUCUCAGAAAGAUGAAGACGAGGACACUGAAUCUACAAAUAAUGAACCAGCAGAUCAAGGUUCAAAUGAGGGAGACACACAAAGAGAUGAACUCCAGGCAGGAGCAGAGAGAAACACUGAGGACGAGAAAAACACUGAAACAGAACGUCCAUCUUCACCAAAAACAGAGCAGCCAACUGAAGAACAGCUAGAGAAGAGUCCCAACAGCAGAGAUGGAGAGGACGGUAUGACACCCAGGAAAGGAAACACAACAUCUGACCAGCCCCCGACAGCACAAGCACACAGGGAUGUGGAGAAUACAGAGGAAGAGACACAGAAAACAGAGGGAGAAACACAUGGAAAGAAACGUAUUAAUGGUCAGCCAGAGAAGCACCUGAAUCAGGCAGACAUUAAUGAUGCAGCAACAUCAAGAGCAGCAUGUGGAAAGAGAAGACAGAAGAAGAAGUGACAGAAAUCAAAAUGUGGCAGAAGAUGAGCAUCAUCUGAACACCGGAGGAGAUGACGCUAGUUAUUCAAGUGGCAUCCCAGAUCUUCAGCAUGUGACGGGGGGAGAAACAGACCAACAACAGAGCGCUGACGAUAGACAGAAAGGUGAUGGAGCAUCAGUUUAGUGUUUGAUGAUGGAGUGAAAAACACAGAGAGAAAUUUAAAGCAGACAAAGAGACAAUGACAAAUAAGAUUAAAAAAACAAAACUAUAGAUAAAAGAAAGAAUACAGAUCAAUUUAAACUGGAGGAGCCAGAGGACAGAAAAGUUGGCGAGGAAAAUCUGUC